Messenger RNA from Rhincodon typus (whale shark), 4840 nucleotides. Its product is annotated as ankyrin repeat and SAM domain-containing protein 1A-like. The transcript is spliced from 18 exons. The record is from RefSeq and is a predicted model, not a curated record. Gene Ontology annotation, molecular function: protein binding. Lineage: Eukaryota; Metazoa; Chordata; Chondrichthyes; Orectolobiformes; Rhincodontidae. Bases 125 to 2335 code for a protein of 736 amino acids. Gene Ontology annotation, cellular component: cytosol.
UACAUGUGGAUUGGAAGAUUGAUUGUAUUAAAGAUCUCAGAUUAUUACAAGAUUAUGUUUGGUACUUUGGAUUAUCCAUUGCAUUGGAAAUUUUAUUCCUUGUUACUUGCAAUCCAUCCUUGAGAUGUUUUGUAUGCAAGCAAUCGAUUCGGAUGUGAAGGAAACUCCAGAAAAGUUUGAAGAAGACGAGAAUCCCUACGAACUUCUCCUGACUGCGGAAACAAAGAAGUUAACAACUUUGGAUAUAUCCCAUCAUGAAACAGAAAAUGCAGAUAAGAAGGCUGGUCCUGAUUCUGUAUCUUCCGAAGUGGCAACCAAACCCAGUUGGAACUUCACCUCAUCUCAGGUUCCAGAUUUACUUCCAACUGGUGACAUUCAGUCAGUCAGGAGUCAAGAGGCCAACUUGUCAUCUAGCAAUAAACCAAACCUUGCACUUAACCUUAAGUCACCAUCUAUUAUUGUUACUCCAGAUCACAUGAAUUGUGAGGUUGAAUCUCAGGACAUCAACAUUCCUGAGCAGUUUUCGGGACUUCUACAUGGGUCACCUCCAAUCUCUGAGAUUCAGAACGAUCCAGUCACUCUACUAGUUGCUUUGAGCAAAGGGGGAGUGGAAGCUGAAGCGAUGCAAAGCAGAGUCUUGCCAGAGAGGCAACACUGUGCAACAGGGCAGGCAGUGAACACUGACAUUAAGAACUCUGCAGCAGAUAUUGCUGAGCAAAAAGGGCAGCAAGUAAUCCAUAAUACAGUCAGUGACAUCCACAUCAGCCAGGCGGAUCCUGCAAAUUCUAAGUCUGGUCAACGUGCAAUUCCAUUCAGCAAGGGAAUAGAAAGACGGACAUGUACUUCAGAAAGGGUACGACCUAGUGGAAAAGCUAAAGCUGACCUGAAAUUUGCAAGAACCUUGUCAAAAUCAGAUUCUGAGCUCAUUAUAUGUUCCCCAUCUGAGGAAGAUAUGCUGGGAAGUCGUAGUGAGUCUCUUUCAAACUGCAGUUCUGUGAAGAAACGAUUAGAAAAAUCGCCAUCCUUUCAAUCAGAAUGGGAGGAGCAGAAACCUCUUCUUCCAAUGUCUAAUCCUCACAGAUCUAAGUCUGUGUGCAGUAUUGAGAAACUAAUGAGUUCCAUUGGUGCAGGGAUUGACAGUGACUUCAGAAAAGAUCGACAUAAUGCUUCAGGUUCAAGGAUACUGGAGCAGAGUGUCGGGCAGUGGCUCGACUCGAUUGGGAUGCAACAGUAUGAAAGUAAGCUGGUGCUGAAUGGGUUCGAUGAUGUGCGCUUCAUGGGGGCCAACAUAAUGGAAGAGCAGGACUUGCGAGAACUUGGAAUUCAUGAAGUAGGACAUCGACGCAGGAUUCUUCAAGCUGCACGUUCACUUCCAAAGAUUAAACCGUUUGGUUUUGAUGGAAACAGCAAUACUUCAAUCGUAGCAUGGUUAGAAUCGCUUGGUCUACAGGAUUACAGUCAGACGUUUUUAUCCAGUGGAUACAAUUCAAUGGACAGUGUGAAAAAUCUCUGGGAACUCGAAAUUGUAAACGUGCUGAAAAUAGCCUUACUCGGUCAUCGGAAGCGAAUCUUAGCCUCUCUUGGAGACCGACCUUAUGAAGAACCACCUCAAAAGCCACCGCGAUUGUCCCAACUGAAGGAUGACCAGCGGGAGUCAAGAUUAACGCUUCGCCCACCAAGUUUAGCAACACCAUAUGCUCCUGUUCAGAACUGGCAGCACCAACCAGAGAAACUUAUCUUUGAAUCUUGUGGCUAUGAGGCUAAUUAUUUGGGUUCCAUGCUGAUUAAGGAACUAAAGGGGACUGAAUCAACACAAGAUGCUUGUGCAAAGAUGAGGAAAUCAACUGAACAAAUGAAAAAGAUUCCAACUAUUUUCCUCUCCAUCACAUACAAGGGUGUAAAAUUCAUUGAUGCCUUCAACAAGAAUAUUAUUGCUGAGCAUGAAAUCCGCAAUAUUUCCUGUGCAGCCCAGGACCCUGAAGACCUCUGUACAUUUGCUUAUAUCACUAAAGACUUGCAGACAAAUCACCACUAUUGCCAUGUUUUCAGCACACUUGAUGUAAAUUUAACAUAUGAAAUCAUCCUUACACUAGGACAGGCAUUUGAAGUGGCCUACCAGCUUGCUUUACAAGCCCAGAAACCUGCUCAGAAGUCCUUUCUCACGGCUGAACCAGAGUCGGAAGAAAUUAGGUCAUCUAAACCAGUUCCUAAACCACGAUCCAGCAUGAGAAAAUCUACUAUUGACUCUCUUGAGCAAGAUUCUCAAUCACAUGGCAGUGUGGCGUGGAUAGCCGACUCUAAGCCGGACUCCAAGAGGACAAUCAGUACCAACUGAAACUCUGGGGUGAAUGUAUGUUUACUGAAAAUGUGACAAUGGGUGCCCCUGGUCAACACGAGGGAAAGUUAAAACCAUCCAAGAAACAGCAUCCCAUACCAGUGGGAACGUGGAACUGAAGUUUGCUUGUGUAGCAGUGGUUUCCACUUUCUUUAUUGAAGCACAACUUCAUAUUAGCAUUUCUGGGACUUCUUCUUCAACAAGUGCUUAGAUAUGAUCAAGAAAUGUAGUCACUUAAUCAAAGAAGAAUCAUUGUGAGCGUCACUAAGUUACCCUUUCUGAAGAUGAUGAAGUGGAGCAAUCAUUUUUUAAUCUGGUUGAUAGUACUUCAUCUUAUGCAGCAGGAACCAAUGAUGUGCACUGUCCCCAAAGCUUUAAUGCAUAAACUGUGGCGAAAAGGAUUUUUAUGUUGGAAUGUAUCUUCAUUAAAUAAUAGGUUUUUCACCUGUGUAUUUUUUCCUUCAACUUCUCCCCAAAAUAAUAAUAGUUAUGAUCAUUGGAUUCCACAAUAGUAAUCAAAAACUGCUGUACUAUGGUUUUAGUGUAAGUUUGUCUAAGGUGCAGUGUUAACCUCCUUUUGUAAUGUGGUUAUCAAACAUUUUUGUCUGCUAACAUCUCAAUUAUUUUUUUUUCUGUGUUCAAAUUACUGUAACGUGCCAGCAUUAUUGCUACUAUUUUCGCGUGGAAGAAGCUGUGGGAUCAGAAUCUUAAGUGUCUGGAAGCAUAAUGUUUUUUGUCUCAAGUAGCAUUGAAUUUUAAACUAUGAACCUACAUUUGAGUCAAGCCAAAUGACACCAGAAGAUACUUAGUUAAGCUAUGAAUGACUGGAAAUGAAUUAAAGCAGUGCUUCUGUUCCACAGUAAGAUGGUGUCCUUAUCAGCCUAUGCAAGAGCAAUUUUAUCAAUGUGAAGAAAACACGUUUUCAUGUGAGUUUUGGAGUUAAAGUUCAAGGUCGUUUUAAGAUGUUCUGUUGAUCACAAGAUUCUGAACGGUACUUUGGGAUUAAGAUUAUGUGUAUGAAAAUGUCAGAUACUGUUUUAUUUUCACAGGAUUAAAGUAACAGGAAGAACAAGGCAUUUUAAUAAAGUAUGUGAGGGGAAUCAAACAAUGCCAAAAUGUGGUAUGGCACAAAAGAGAUAAAAUUCUAUCUAUUUAUAAUUCCAUUGUGAGACUUAAAAUGUUAUAAAACUGAGUCACCCCCAUAUUUGUGGCCAUUGUGUACAAAUGUAAAUUUAAGCAUUUAAGGAAUUGUUCAUUCCACUUCCCUGAGCCACUCCUUUGACAUUAAUCUCUACUUGAGUUGAACUAAAAUGAAUUCCAAAUGGUUAAAACCAACCUCUGCUUAUGUACUAGUGUCAACGGUUAAAAAUCCUUAGCUUCCUUACAGAGGCAUUGCCACUAAGCAACCUUUUACAGCCAAAAGAGCAAAAUCGUAUGGAGAAUGGCAUCUUUUGUGACCAUGAUCAGUAUUGUCCUAUGAUUUCCUGACACACAAUUGAUUUUGUAAAGGAGACAGUUAGCAACAAACUUCCUCAACAAUACAAUGUUCUAUCAUGCAGUAUGCACCAUAUAUCACUUCAAGCCAAAACGUCUUUUGCAUCCAAGCAAAUAAAUGAGCUUGAAUAAGUGGCAGCUCUGAGCUGUAAUCAGCACACAAUGUUGAUGUAAUUUUACUGCUAGGAUAUAGGGAUUCUUUGAUAAAUUUAAUAGGUGCCAUUUUAUGUAACAGCAGAAUCGUUGGACAGUUCUUUCAUUCAGCAAACAAAUUUAAUUGCUAAUUCACACUGAACAAGAUAUCAUGCCAUAAAAUGGCAUUUGAAGCAAAAGAGUGGCUCAGUGAAGUGAUAUUAAGUAUUCAAAUGAUGUACAAAAUAACUAAGCAGCAGUAUUUUUAAUCUAACUUGUCUGCUUAAGUAACUUGAGGAAUUUAACGAUCGACAAACAGCUAACCUAUUUCAUAGAAAUUUUUUUUUUAAAUUCUUCAUGACAGCUUGAUUCUGUUUUGAUUAACUAAUAAUCUCAUUAAAAGUGCACUAAUGGGCAGGGGGAGUAGCUGCUUCACCUAAUUCACAAUCUGAAUAUUAUUUUAUUGUUGUAAAAUUAAAUUUCAAAAAAUAAUUUUAGUCUGGGUUGGGGCUGUGAAUGCUGUGUAGACACUAAGCAGGGCUUAUUGGUGUAUAUCUUGUUCCAAAUUUUAGACAUUUAUGAUGGUUAGCGUUGGAUCUAAUAUGUACUGAUGGGUGUUUAUUACUUUACCAGUUCUGUAUUGAAGUACUUGAAAGACCUAUUUCUCUGUGUAUAAAGUUGUAGAGUCAUGAUCAAGUGUUGAAACUGGACAUAUCAUGGUACCAAACACUAGGAUUGUUGUGCAAAAACUAGACUGACCUCAUAACAAUACAAGUUUGUAAAUAUACUUGGGCUUCCAGUCUGUUUUUGUUACUACUUUUUACCAUUAUUUGUACAAUUAGAAAUCAGUGAAUAAACAAAGCUGAGUAAAUUUUUGAA